This is a messenger RNA of Hevea brasiliensis (rubber tree), 668 nucleotides long. RefSeq lists its product as uncharacterized. NCBI's taxonomy places the organism in Eukaryota, Viridiplantae, Streptophyta, Magnoliopsida, Malpighiales, Euphorbiaceae. The transcript has 2 exons. Bases 248 to 529 code for a protein of 93 amino acids. The record is from RefSeq and is a predicted model, not a curated record.
CUAUUGAUAACUUAAUUGACCUUAAGAAUGCCAUUACCAUUCAUAUGAUAUUACAAGACAAAAAUCAAAGAGAAGACUAAUGGUUGGUGGUUCUCUUAAACAAGGCCAUAAAGGGCACAAUUAAAUUUUCCACUGGCAGAUGAUGUGCUACUAAUACUCACAUUCCACAUCAUUCUUCACCAUUUUACUUGUAAGCUAGCUCCCUCUUCCUCAUCACAGCUAGAUUUCUUCACUUCCAGCAACAUUCAUGGCUACUACCUUCAAAAAGUUCUCUGGUUCUUCUUCUUCUUCUGCUGCUGCUGCUGCUGUGUCUCUAGUUAUCCUCUUCUCUAAUUUGCUUGCUCUUUCUAGUGAGCAUAUGAUUGCAGCUUCUCCAGCAGUUUUGCCAUAUGUAACUGCACCCAAUAUUUCUUCUUUUUUUCCUACUCCAACAAACGACACCCAGUGGCCUCUAAGUUCUGCAGAUCCUCCAAGAUCAGAAGCAUUAGAACCUGUGCCCAAUUCAGGAGAAGAGUGCCAAGAUUACUAGUACAAUGGUAAUGCCAGCAGCAGGAUGGAGCUGAAUUAGCACAAUUAAGCUCUGUGCAAAUUGUGGCAAGUAGAUUGAAAUAAAAAUAUCUGAGAGAACUGUAUAAAGCUUUGUUUAUUUAAAAUGAAAACAAAUUUGG